Molecule: messenger RNA, 376 nt
Organism: Scaptodrosophila lebanonensis
Lineage: Eukaryota; Metazoa; Arthropoda; Insecta; Diptera; Drosophilidae
Exons: 2
Coding region: 62-280 (72 amino acids)
Source: RefSeq, a predicted model, not a curated record
CAUUGCCGACGGUAGUCAACACACUCGGAUUCGACAACUCGCACACCCAUUUAGCAGCACCAUGUCUAGAGGGUUUCACGAAGCACCUCUGCUCUGCUUGCUGCUGCUGAUUGCGACGCUCGCGCUGCUGCCGCCCACCAGUACCACACGUGUCAUCUACUUUAACAAGCCUGAGACCACCACUGUGGUGGAUCGAAGCAUGCUCUUGGACAUACAAAGCCGUGGGUGUCGGCCCGGCUUUAUGCGUGAUCAUCAUAAUCGCUGUCGUCGGAUCGUUUAGACUUUGACCGCUGGCUGUAACUUGAGUAGGUGAUUUCAUGGUUCGGUUAUCGUUAUAAUUUAAUUUCGUGAUAAAUAAAUAUUUAUUGAACAUCAA